CCCUAUGUCUUCUCUGAACACGCCCCGGAUAUAUGAGCCAGAUAUAUAGAUCAUGCGGGUAGCAAAUGAACUGUGAGAAGGAGAUAAUCACACUACAAUACUUUCUCAUCCUUAGUUUUACCUGUGACACCCUCGCAAUGACCAGCCGGCGCAGCAAAGGGGACACUUAAGGGGAAUUUACGGAAAUCAUUACAGCUAGGAAACUAUAUCAAAUAAUUGAGAGUAACUAUUGGGGAUAUUCGUUGGUAUCGACUUGGAGUAACUUUGGAUACUUGGACAGUGACUAUCGGAGAAUAUCUAUCUAUUCAUCAUUUUCGCUUACACAUUGCAUGAAACUGAGAGUGGAAGCACCAUGAGUCGGAAAACUAGACGCUGGAUUUUUCGGGUUUUGCUUUGCCUUGGGAUUGUCUAUUUGAAAAUCGGUGGUUUUUCAUCCGUGGUCGCGCUAGGUGCGAGUAUAAUCUGUAACAAGAUUCCCGGGUUGGCUCCCCGACAGCGGAUAAUCUGCCAGAGUCGCCCCGAUGCCAUUAUUGUCAUCGGAGAGGGAGCCCAAAUGGGGAUCAACGAGUGUCAGUUUCAAUUCAAAAAUGGGCGCUGGAACUGCUCUGCGCUUGGAGAGAGAACGGUCUUCGGAAAAGAGUUGAAAGUGGGCAGUAAAGAGGCUGCGUUCACCUAUGCCAUCAUUGCGGCCGGAGUUGCCCACGCCAUCACUGCAGCCUGUACGCAGGGAAACCUGAGUGACUGCAGCUGUGAUACGGAGAAGCAGGGUUUCUACAGUAAAGGCCAGGGCUGGAAGUGGGGAGGCUGUUCAGCAGACAUCAGCUACGGCCUGGGCUUCUCGAAGGUGUUCGUUGAUGCCAGGGAGGUCAAACAGAACGCCAGGUCUCUCAUGAACCUGCAUAACAACGAGGUGGGACGCAAGAUCCUGGAGAAGAACAUGCAUCUGGAAUGCAAGUGUCAUGGUGUUUCGGGCUCCUGCACCACUAAAACCUGCUGGACUAAACUUCCCAAGUUCCGCGAGCUCGGCUACAUUCUCAAAGAGAAGUAUGCCCAUGCUGUGCACGUGGAACCGGUCAAAGCCAGCCGCAACAAGCGGCCGAAAUUCCUCAAGAUCAAGAAGCUCUACUCCUACCGGAAACCCAUGGACACAGACCUGGUGUACAUGGAGAAGUCCCCUAAUUACUGCGAAGCGGACCCGAUGACGGGCAGUGUCGGGACGCAGACCGGCAUGUGUAAUAAGACUGUUACGCAGCAGAUCAGCGGCUGUGACCUGAUGUGCUGUGGACGAGGGUACAACACACACCAGUACUCCCGCGUGUGGCAGUGCAACUGCAAGUUCCUGUGGUGCUGCUACGUCAAAUGCAACACCUGCAGCGAGAGGACAGAGGUGUACACCUGCAAAUGACAGUAUUUAUUGGACCGUCGGGUGUGGUGUGUGUGUUGGUGUGUGUGUGUGUGUGUGUGUGUGUGUGUGUGUGUGUGUGUGUGUGUGUG
Salvelinus sp. IW2-2015 is the source of this 1494-nucleotide messenger RNA. RefSeq names its product protein Wnt-7a-like. Gene Ontology annotation, cellular component: extracellular region. Lineage: Eukaryota; Metazoa; Chordata; Actinopteri; Salmoniformes; Salmonidae. Gene Ontology annotation, molecular function: cytokine activity; frizzled binding. Gene Ontology annotation, biological process: positive regulation of JNK cascade; canonical Wnt signaling pathway; cell fate commitment. The record is from RefSeq and is a predicted model, not a curated record.